UUGUAUAUUGACGACACGAAAAGUAUUAAAGAACUUAUUCCUCUGUAAUUAUCUCAUUGGAACGUGUAUAUGCAUAAAUAAUGCCAUAUAGUGUUAAUUAAUAUCCUUAUUUGCAACGCAUGAGAUUGUCUGCUUGAUACGGAGAAAUUAUUCAAAAGAUUUAUUCUGUCUCGUGUCUAUCUAUAUAUGCAUGUUAAUAUUGCAAUGACUAACCAAUUUAGGCAUUACUUCAAAUACGUUAGAAUCACUAAUGAUGUCAUUGUUAUUAGAACUCGUUGAAUCAAUGACGACCUUUAAGUACAUAUGUAUAUCGUUUUGUCUUUAUUGUGAUAACACAUAAUAACUUAAAAUGUCAACCAAAUGUGAUCAAGAUUACGUGAAUCUAUGAUCGAACAUAACGAUUUCAGUCGUGUUAAUCGUACUCGUGCCUCCGUUGGUAAACUCGUUGGUAAACAUAAUUUCAUGUAUACAUAGUUCCGAUGGCCUCGUUAAACAAUAACACGUAAUAAAUAUUCGAAUGAAUCAUUUGGAAUACGUAGGCGCCAUAGAAUCUGAGCAGAUUAUAUUACUUCGUAAGAUUAUCUAAAAGAUUGAGAUACAGUCUCACGUAUCCAUGACAAGUGACGAUUAUUAAGAAAUAAUGAUAUAAGGCAAUCGAACCUCUUCAGUUAGAUAUUGUAUUCUUUGUAAAUUAUUUCGUAAUUUAUAGUAGAAAUAUUCAUAUGGUAACGUAAGUAGGUCUAUCUCAUACGUCGUUUGUGCUCGUAGUAGCACGCAAAGAGUUUCUCUCUUAAAAUAGUUUAUGUUGCGAAGAAUCUGUCAAAAAACUGUGACAGCAUGGAACGUAUUUGUAAUCAUUGAGAUUGUUAAUACCGGAAACAGUUGACGAACCUUUUAUCAAUAAUACCAUUAUGUCGGGAUUAAAGGCUGAUAGUAAUAAGGAUGAUGAUUUGAAGAGACAAGGUUCGUUUAGGAAAUUAUUACCUUUGAAUACGAAUGGAGAUUCUCAACUGAGUAUGUCUGUAAAAAUGAUCGAUAGGCCAACCGUUUCGCAAACAAAUAAAGAGUAUGCAGUUCAUUUGCAAGAGUACAACAUUUUAUCCGAAUACAAUAUGUUGUGUUCGCAAGACCUGAAAGGCAUUUAUGUCAUACCAUCUGCACAAAACUCCAUGUUGUGGUUUGGGGUACAAUUUGUUCGACAAGGAAUCUAUCAAGGAGGUGUCUUCAGAUUUACUAUUACCUUACCGCCAAAUUUUCCAGAUGCAGGAUGCCCUAAAGUCAUAUUUCAAACUCCAGUUUUUCACCCCUUAAUUAAUCCUGAAUCUGGAGAGCUCUGCACAUCAUGGGGAUUUCCAGAAUGGAGAAAAAGCAAUAGAGUUUGGCAACUAAUACAAUUUAUUACAAAAAUACUCACUAAAGUAGAUAUUAAAAUGAAUCCCAUAAACCAGGAAGCAUCUAUGUUAUUAGAAACCAACUUUGAAGAAUUUCGAGAUCGCGUAAAGAACUGUGUGAGAGAAAGUUUAAACAAAGUUUACAGUCCACCUAUGGUAGAUGAUCCUCAUUACAUAGCUUUUGGUCCAUAUAUCAGUGAGCUUCAUGACUCCAUUAAACGAGAAAUUUAUGAACCUAAGGAGGAGGAAGAAAACAAAGCACUGGGGUUAUCAUGGGUACAGCCAGGUUCUGUACAACCAUUCUCAAAGCCUGAAGCAAGAUAAUAACAAACUGUAUUAUAUGAAAUGCAAUAAUGAAACUUCGUAUGUCCUUAUAAAAUAAAAGAACUGUACAAUUUACGGAUGCAGGGACAAAACUCAAUGUAUUUUUGUAUUAGGACAAAUUAAGGAAUUGUAUAUUAAUCUAUAUAACAUCUAUAAUACUCUUGUAUUUAAUUAAGUGGAAAAUAUAAUAAUUAAUUUAUUA
Hylaeus anthracinus is the source of this 1917-nucleotide messenger RNA. Its product is annotated as AKT-interacting protein-like. The record is from RefSeq and is a predicted model, not a curated record. NCBI's taxonomy places the organism in Eukaryota, Metazoa, Arthropoda, Insecta, Hymenoptera, Colletidae. The coding region runs from base 912 to 1715 and encodes 267 amino acids. The transcript is spliced from 7 exons.